Molecule: messenger RNA, 827 nt
Organism: Polyodon spathula (Mississippi paddlefish)
Lineage: Eukaryota; Metazoa; Chordata; Actinopteri; Acipenseriformes; Polyodontidae
Product: fibroblast growth factor 4B-like
Exons: 3
Coding region: 66-653 (195 amino acids)
Biological process (GO): positive regulation of gene expression; regulation of cell migration; animal organ morphogenesis
Cellular component (GO): cytoplasm
Molecular function (GO): fibroblast growth factor receptor binding; growth factor activity
Source: RefSeq, a predicted model, not a curated record
GUAUACAGCGGAGCUAGAAGUCGAGGUAUUUUUAGUGCAAUCGACUCCUUCAACCACGUGUGCCCAUGUUGAUCAGGAUGUCCAUUCAAUCGGCCUUCUUGCCAAUAUUGGUCCUGGGACUGGUGUCGAGUUUAGUGUGCUGCGGUCCCUUCCCCGGCAGGCAAAACGGCACCCCGGAGGGCCACUGGGAGACCCUCUACUCUCGCUCUUUGGCACGGAUCCCCGGCGAAAGGAGGGAUAUCAACCGGGACAGUGACUAUCUUAUUGGCAUCAAAAGGCUGCGGCGCCUUUACUGCAAUGUAGGCAUUGGGUUUCACAUCCAGGUUUUGCCAGAUGGCAAGAUAACCGGAGUGCACAACGAAAAUCGAUACAAAGAAGUUAAUAUUCCAGGAGUGGAAAGAGGUGUUGUGACAUUAUUUGGUGUAAGGAGUGGUCUGUUCGUGGCCAUGAAUAGCAAAGGCAAGCUCUAUGGAUCUACACAUUUCAGUGACGAGUGCACGUUUAAAGAGAUGCUCCUGGCCAAUAACUACAACGCAUACGAAUCUCGAGCGUAUCCCGGGAUGUAUAUAGGAAUAAGCAAAAAUGGCAAAACAAAGAAAGGAAACAGAGUUUCCCCAACAAUGACAGUUACGCAUUUCUUACCCAGAAUCUGAGUGAUCGUUUCAGACUUUACCUCAACCAAGUGAGACAGAUCGAACACAAAACAGUGCACUUUCAAACGGAGCGUUUUAUGCAAGAGUAGGUGUAUCAUAUUAAAAUUAAUUAUUUAAGUAUUUCUCCCUCUCUCCCUCUCUCUUUUAUUAAUUAUAAUUCUCAUGAAUUUUAUA